AUUCUACUCUGGCGCGGCAGUCAGCAACACCACAGUUACCUGCCCACCAAAGUGAACGCGGAAGAUAAGUGCCUGAAUGUCGCUAUGCAAAGCGUCCAUGAUAUUGCUACUUUCUGCAUGGCCAAUGAAGCCUCUCUACACCAGGGAAUCGUGUGGUACGCGACAUACUUUCUGUUCCAGGCAACACUAGUCCUGGAAGCGAACUAUCUCACCAAAGCCACGUCCACGGACCAAACCGACAGACUUGCAUGGCAACACUCAGUCUCCAAGUCACGCGCCUGCUUAAAGACCUUGGCGGAGAAGAGUAGAUCGGCCAAACGGUGUCUGGAGAUGCUCGAUCGCAUCCACAGCCAG
Messenger RNA from Colletotrichum acutatum, 354 nucleotides. RefSeq lists its product as uncharacterized. Gene Ontology annotation, cellular component: nucleus. The record is from RefSeq and is a predicted model, not a curated record. Gene Ontology annotation, molecular function: DNA-binding transcription factor activity, RNA polymerase II-specific; RNA polymerase II cis-regulatory region sequence-specific DNA binding. NCBI's taxonomy places the organism in Eukaryota, Fungi, Ascomycota, Sordariomycetes, Glomerellales, Glomerellaceae. The transcript has a single exon. Gene Ontology annotation, biological process: positive regulation of transcription from RNA polymerase II promoter by galactose. The annotation marks the transcript as partial.